AUGGUUGUAAUGGACUGGAGUAAUGGAGUGGAGAAGGGGCACACUAUUGAUUUGCAGCACACGUCUGGUGCUGGAAUCCACGGACCCUCACCCAAACCACCUGGUAACACUUUCCACCCGCUCGAGCUUCUGCGGUUCCGGACCGGAGAUCUGGAGAUGAAGAAAGAUUUCACGUUUUUCUGUCGGACUUGGAUUGGAAUAGCGUGCGCCUCAGGUCUAGUGAUAGGCUUGCCUAUGACUCCACCCAUCCUUGACAUCCCGAGAGACGAUCUAGUGAUUCCAGUCCACAGAACACUGUCUAUUACAUGCAGGGGGCAGCGCACACUGGCCUGGACCUGGCCUGACAGCGGGGUGGUCGGACAGGAGCUAACUGACCGUCAGGACCACCGACACGCCAUCGGGACGCCUGGGAAGAGGGUGGUCUUCAUCAGAGAGUGUCCCGGGCAGCCGGAGAGGCCCUACUGCAAGACACUGCUUCUAAAUGAGGCCCAGGGCAAAGACACGGGCUACUACCGCUGCUAUUACAAAGAUGUCAAGUCCAUCAUCGAUGGCACCACAGCCAUCAGCGUUUAUGUCUUUGUCAAAGACCCGGCGCAGCCCUUUCUCAAGAGAGGCAGCUCCGGCGACGGCAACGCGAGCGACCUGGAGACUCUGCUCAUCAAACGCUCCUCCACGCAUGUCACCGUGCCCUGCCUGGUCACCGUGCCUGAUCUGAACGUCACCCUCGACACGAUGUUUCCAGCGUACCCCACAGCCGUGCAAAUGAGUGGGAUGAAAUGGGACAACAAGCAGGGCUUGUCCAUUCCAACACACCUCUUGGAAAAUAUGCAGCUGACCAUUAUCGCUUGUGUCACCACGUUGGAAGGCAAACAGCACCACUCCGAUGCCUACAUCCUCCACACCACAGGAACUCAGGUUAACGAUGUCAAGCUGUUUCCUGAGGACUCAAUGGAGCUAAUGGUGGGGGAGGCCCUCACCCUGAACUGCACAGUAACGGUGGAGUUCGACACUGGGGUGGACAUUCAGUGGUCCUACCCUGGUAAAAAGAUGAACAGGCAGGUGGAGAUUAAUCCAUAUCGAGAGGCUCUGUCACAAGCCACGGAGGCUGGCAGCAUCCUGACCAUCCACAGUGCCAAUGUCACAGACACUGGGCUGUACAUCUGCAACGUUACCAGCCUGGAGAAAACGCAGAUGCUACAGACUCACGUUAUGGUCCAUGGUGAGCCAUUCAUCAGCCUUAACUACACAGAAGGACCUGUGGUGGAGGUGACUGAUGGCCACCAGUCCUUCAUAUUACAAGUAAAUGUGUCUGCCUAUCCCACACCUGAAACGCAAUGGUAUAAAGAUGGCGUGCUGAUAAACACGAAAAGGAUGGAGACGCACUCUAACCACUCUCUGGAGAUUAAGGACGUUUGUCAUGCGGAUUCUGGGUUGUACACAGUGGUGCUGAAAAACAGUGCUGCUAUGCUGGAGGAGAGGCUAAACAUCACACUUGUUGUCAAUGUCCCCCCUCAUAUUCAUGAGAAAGAGGUGACCGAUCACUCCAGUCCUUACCUCAGCAGCAACAGCCAGACGUUAACAUGUACUGCCUAUGGACUCCCUGCUCCAAACAUCACCUGGCAGUGGAGGGCCUCCGAUGGUUCCUGCGUUCUCAACAGCUCGCAAAGUCGACCGGCCCAACAAGACAGGAAGGACUGGAGUGACGGGAUCACAGACAGUCAGAGCUGGCAGGACAUUUACUCACAAAACGACAUGAAUGAAAUUGAAUCUAUCGAAACGUCUGUUGCAGUGGUGAACAAUCAGGAAAAGAUAGUAAGCAGGCUUCACAUUCACAAUGCCAGUGUUUCCGUCAUGUACAAGUGCACUGCUGAAAACAAAGUGGGCAGAGACGAGCGACUGAUCAACUUUUAUGUAACCACCAUCCCAGAUGGCUUGGGUGUGGAUGUCCAUCCAUCUGAAAAUCCCCUGGAGCAGGAGAAAGUGUCUUUGCGCUGCAAAGCUGACAACUGCUUCUACGAUGAGCUGCAGUGGUACCGCCUCGACCCCCGAGCCCUGUUGGACCCGCAGGGCAAGCCACAAGAGCUGGACUGUGGGAACGUGCACCUGAACGCCACACCACUUCAGGGCCAGUCCUCCAUCCAGGAGCACUCCAACAGCCGCAUCUUGGACUUCACCAUCGAAUCUAUUCGGCUCCCGGACGAGGGACAUUACGUGUGCAAGGCUCAGAGCAGGAACAAGAAGGAGAAACAGUGCCUGCUCAGAUACAUCUCUGUCAAAGCCCUGGAGGCGCCGCGGUAUAGGCGCAGCCUCACCAACCAGACUGUGAACGUGACCGAGUCUCUGCGGAUGGAGUGCGACGCGGAGGGCCGACCUCUUCCCCAUCUCUCCUGGUUCAAAGACAACCAGCCUCUCCACCAAAUGUCAGGUGUCCAGCUGCAAGACUCAAACCGCACGCUCAGCAUCCAGCGAGUCACAGAGGAGGAUGCUGGAGUUUACACCUGCACCGCCUGCAACAAGCGAGGCUGUGUCCACUCCUCGGCAGCCAUCAGGGUCAUUGGUUCAAGUGACAAGGCCAACGUGGAGAUAGUCAUACUGAUUGGGACUGGAGUGAUCGCUGUCUUCUUCUGGGCCUUGCUCAUCCUCAUCUUCUGCAACGUGAAACGGGUUAACCCAGCAGACAUCAAAACAGGCUAUCUAUCAAUCAUAAUGGACCCGGGGGAGGUGCCACUAGAUGAACAGUGUGAAUACCUGCCCUAUGACUCUUCACAGUGGGAGAUCUCAAGAGACAGACUUCAACUGGGAAAGGUAUUAGGCCAUGGUGCCUUUGGAAAAGUAAUUGAAGCGUCCAUUUAUGGCAUCAACAAGAGCAACAGUUUGGACACAGUGGCUGUCAAGAUGCUGAAAGAUGGUUCCACGGCCAGUGAACACAAGGCCUUGAUGUCAGAGUUAAAGAUUCUGAUUCACAUCGGUAACCAUCUGAACGUCGUGAACCUGUUGGGGGCUUGCACCAAACCAAACGGUCCGCUGAUGGUGAUCGUGGAAUACUGCAAGUAUGGGAAUCUUUCCAACUUCCUGCGAGCCAAGAGAGAGUUCUUCCUUCCCUACAGGGACCGCUCUCCCAAAACUCAGAGCCAAGUGAGGCGGAUGAUUGAAGCAGGUCAGGGGGACCAAAGAGUCCAGCAGCCACCCUGUACAUCCCUCUCCCCUCUCAGCAGUCCUCAGACUGUAAUGUCCAAGGCGCCCGACCAGAAUCCCCCGGCAGAGAAAAUGGAGGACCUGUGGAAAACCCCGCUGACGAUAGAGGAUUUAAUUUGCUACAGCUUCCAGGUGGCUCGGGGGAUGGAGUUCCUGGCCUCCAGAAAGUGUAUCCACCGAGACCUGGCGGCCCGGAACAUUCUCCUGUCGGAGAACAACAUCGUGAAGAUCUGUGACUUUGGUUUGGCCAGAGACAUAUACAAAGACCCCGACUACGUCAGGAAAGGCAAUGCUCGUCUGCCGUUAAAGUGGAUGGCUCCAGAGAGCAUCUUCGACAAAGUGUACACCAGCCAGAGUGAUGUGUGGUCGUUCGGAGUGCUCCUCUGGGAAAUCUUUUCACUCGGAGCAUCUCCCUACCCAGGAGUGCAGAUUGAUGAGGACUUCUGUAAACGGCUGAAAGACGGCGUGAGGAUGAGAGCACCAGAGACUGCAUCCCCUGAAAUAUACGGCAUCAUGCUGGCCUGCUGGCAGGGCGAGCCCAAAGAGAGGCCGACGUUUCCCGCUCUGGUUCAGAUCCUGGGGGACCUGCUGCAGGACAACAGCCUACCUGAUGGAAAGGAUUACAUCCCCCUGAAUCACUCCCAGAACUCUGAAGAUGACGGAUUCUCACAGGCUUCAUCACGUCCUGCUUCUGAGGAAGAGCUGAGGCUGGCUUGCAACACUUUGCCCGCAAGGUAUUAUAACUGCGUGCCCUUUGCCGGCUGUGUAUUUGUGGGACCCUCCAAAAUGUGCCAGCCCAGAGUGAAGACAUUUGAAGAACUGCCCCUGGAGAUGCAUCCACACAAAACUCCUCAAGACAAUCAGACUGACAGCGGGAUGGUUCUGGCCUCGGAAGAGUUCGAGAGAAUCGAGCACAACCACACGGGCACCAUCCUGAAAAGUCGUAUGAGCAGCACCAGCAGCACCGAGCCUCUGACGGCCGCCCACGGCCCCACGGGCCACACGGGGGGCAGCGACGGCUCCAGGCACCGCCCCCACUUCUUCAGCCAGCUGUCUGGACAGACCUUCUACAACAACGAGUACGGACACCUGUCCGAGGAGGGCUUCUGCGACUUCUACUCCCCUCCCGACACCCCCUGCCUCGCCUCUUCGAAUGUAUAAUCAACCAAAGAAGGGGGGGGGGGGGGGCAACUGACUGUGCAGAUGAGACCAACAUCACUUCGCUGACAUGGAUGGAGGUCCAGUUAUUGGCUGCCCUGACCAGAAUGGCUUCAACCCCUCUAAAGUCCAUCCUCUGUCCACUUCUGCCCCAACAAAUGGACUGAACUAUGUGCCUGAAGUUCUCUAACCAGCCACUGAGUGGCAGCAUUAUGACAAAAAUGAUCCUCUAGUAUUUUUUAUUCGUACAUUCAUAUUUUUUAUCUUUUAUAUACAGAGUAUUCUUCCUUUAUUUGCUCAAGUUAUGACUCAUAGGAAGAAAUAAAGGUGUUUACCCUCCUCUUCUGUCUCAUUGAUCUGGGCCUUUAAUUCACCUUGAGGUGAAGG
This is a messenger RNA of Menidia menidia (Atlantic silverside), 4740 nucleotides long. The record is from the annotation of a GenBank genome assembly. Lineage: Eukaryota; Metazoa; Chordata; Actinopteri; Atheriniformes; Atherinopsidae.